This is a messenger RNA of Peronospora belbahrii, 1845 nucleotides long. The record is from the annotation of a GenBank genome assembly. NCBI's taxonomy places the organism in Eukaryota, Oomycota, Peronosporomycetes, Peronosporales, Peronosporaceae.
AUGUGGCCGACUGAAACGGGGUUAAAUGAUGACGACCCGUGUGAGCUUCAGCGCCGACGAGAAGCUUAUGCGCGAGAAUUAGAACAACAGAUUGCAAUGCGUUGUAUGUAUCAGCAAAAGGAUCAAAUAGAACGUGAGGAACUAGAACGUAAGCUAGCACCAAGCGAGCACUCGCCAUCCAUGUGGCUAGUUGAAGGAGGUCGUUUCGACGUGGGACAUACGGCUCAGUUACCUGAGAAACGCACGUCGUGUGUAGAUGUUCAUGAAGAAAAGAUACAGGAUCGAGGUGCUGCGACAUGCGAAGUCAGUAGUGUGUCAUCAUCGUAUCCACGCUUUCGAGUAAUUGAUGAGAGCAAAACUAGCCAAAGACUGCGAGAACGUGCACAGCAAAUGCAGUGGAAGAAGAUGUUGGAUGAACAGGUGCAGGAAAAGGCGAGGCUGAAACAACAACAAGAGGCAGAGAGAAGACAAAGUGAGGAAGAAGCGGCGAGGGAGGAGGUGCGCUACCUUCGAGAACAGCAGCAACAAGCACAACGACGACUGGGCAAAGUGAAUGCUGAGGAAAUUGAGAACAGAGUGGAGGCAUUGUCGUCAAUGCCGGAACUGCCAGCAAACAAACAGCCGAACGACUUUGAAUCGACUACAAACAAUCUCCACAAGUUUGCACGUACCAGUGAUCCACGAGAGACUGACGACAAGUCGAUGUGUUAUCACAACGAUCGGCGGAACAAAUGCCCUGGUGUUGCUGAAGCACUGUUGCCUCCGCCUGCUCUUGCACAGAUUCAAUUGCCGCAAGACAAUGGACACAAUCGCUCAAAUGAUGGCGGCCACGAUACGUUUGAUUGUAGAAAAGAGAGCAUAAAACAGCUACAUUUUGAGAAGAACGAUGCACAGGCUUCGCAAGAUCAGAUGGAGCAGCAUAGUCGGAUCAUGGAGGAGUACCGCUCGCUACUAGCGGACAUUCGUCGUGAACGUGAAAAACUUCGACGAGAACGAGACGAGAUACGGCGAGAAAAGGAAGAGUUACGUAUGCAGCUAGUGCUGUUGCAGCUUGAAAACGAAAAGACGGCUAAUUUGGUGGAUGCGCAGCGGGCACUUAAUGAGCAACAUGAGUCAAACUUUCAAACGGAGCAGAUACUGCAAGCCCAGCAGCAGCUCUCGCAACAACAGCAACAAUAUCAGGCAAUGGCGUAUCAGUUUCGCCAACCGACUGUUCAGUCUGUGGAUAUUAAAAAGGAUAGCACACGUUGGGGUUAUGGGCGUCCACGGCAGCAGCAUAAUGAUGGUGAAAUGAAAACGUAUUCACGACUGAGUGAGAUUCGGCAAACCUUGGGUGAUUUAAGUAUUCGAAAUGACCAGCCUGAGUCAGCAUUUCCAGGACGACGAAAAAAAUCACCAAACCCGAUGUCCAUGGCUGACAUUCCAGCAGUAUCACCGAAUAAGCGUAUGAACGCCAACAUUGUGAGCUUGCCAGAUUACCAAAGACUGUCACCAUACCGUCCAAUCCCGACUAUUCCAUCCCAUGACGAAAGCAUGCUGGAUCAGUCCUUGGUGAACGAAAGUGUCUUUGUUCCAUUGAGUCCAACAUCGGAGCACGACACUACUAGACCGAACGUUAUGGCACGACGGACUCCUUCUUCUACUUCAGUAUCAGGAGACAUCAAUAGCCGGUGCCUCGAUCCCCUACGAAGCAGUCGUAUCAUCCAAAGUCGUGGUUUCUACGACUUUGGCCAAGAGUUCAAGACCAGUGACAAGGCUGACUCUUUGGACGCAAGUGGAUCAAUUAAUGGCACAGAUAUUGGACUAGAUUCAACAAGCAAUUACCAUGGCAAUGAUGACGAAUAG